Musa acuminata AAA Group (dessert banana) is the source of this 1792-nucleotide messenger RNA. RefSeq names its product SNF1-related protein kinase regulatory subunit beta-1. NCBI's taxonomy places the organism in Eukaryota, Viridiplantae, Streptophyta, Magnoliopsida, Zingiberales, Musaceae. Gene Ontology annotation, molecular function: protein binding. The record is from RefSeq and is a predicted model, not a curated record. Bases 63 to 1448 code for a protein of 461 amino acids. The transcript has 5 exons.
UCAACCCUCCCUGGUCAGACGCCCUCUCUCUCUCUCUCUCUCUCUCUUGCUGCUGCUGGAGGAUGGAGAGACUCGGUGUCCACAGGAAGCGCCUCAAGCGAUCCAAGGCGAAGACGAAGCCGAUCAAGGUGGUGUACAUAGCGAACCCAGUGAGGGUGACCACCAGCGCCGCCACGUUCCGUUCCCUCGUCCAGAAGCUCACCGGGCGGGACGCUGACACGGCCGAGCUCGACACGACGAGCUGCUCUUCACCGUCGGAGCCUGCAGAUGAUGCCUCGACGGCGUCUGCGCCGGCCUCGGUCGCGAGCCCCGACUCCAGUGGCUCGGUCCCGUCAGAGCCCAGCACGAGCGGCGGCGUGCAGCCGGAUAACAGCCUGGUGGCUCCGGUGGAGGUGUUCGAAGAGGGCUUUGAUGCACAGAUGAUGGGGAGCUUUCCUGGCUUCAUAUCUUCGAUACUGUGUUAUGAGCCUCGAGUCGCAGGACUUGAGGGUUUCACUCAACUCCUUUUCCGCCGCCUCUCGACACCCACUUCCCGCCGGUGGGCGCAGCCGCGGUCGCAGCAAAAGGAGCUUCGAAUCCAUCGGGUGGACAAGGGGGAGGCGAUGGGGAACGUGAGCGGGAGGGAUGAGAUCGAGGACGGUGGCGACGAUGACCCCUCCUUCCGAUCGAGGUCCGAUGCCGAUCCCGGCUCCAUCCACGUCAGCCGAAUUCGAUCGGUCGAUUCUGCUGAGGGCUGGCCGCCGGAGAGUCCCGGACGAUCCCGAUCGCCUCUCGUAUUCGCCCCCCAGAUUCCUGUACCUCCCCUUCCAGGAGCUGGUGAUGCCCCUCGUUUAUUUAAUCAACAAUGGGUGAAUGAGCCUGAUCAAUCUUUGGAUGGUCCCUUUGAAAAGGGAAUCCCAACAUUGAUAACAUGGAACCAUGGAGGAAACGUGGUCUUGGUAGAAGGAUCAUGGGAUAACUGGACCUCAAGGAAGCAUUUACAGAGAUCAGGCAAGGACCAUGCUAUUUUGAUGGUUCUCCCUUCUGGAGUUUACCAAUACAAGUUCAUUGUAGAUGGCCAAUUAAGAUAUACUCCUGAUCUUCCUUUUGCAACCGAUGGAAUGGGGAGUAUCACUAAUAUACUUGAUGUUCAUGAUUAUGUACCUGAAAAUGUGGAGAGCAUUUCUGAGUUUAACUUGCCACCAUCUCCAAACUCCAGCUACAGUUGGUCGUUUCCAACGAAUGAGGAUUUCGCCAAAGUGCCACCAGCUGUGCCACCGCAGCUUCACCUUACCGUACUUGGGAUGCAGAAUACCGAUGAAGCCUCACUGAAGCCUCAGCAUGUGGUUCUCAACCACCUCUUCAUAGAGAAGGGAUCCUCCUCCCAAUCAAUGGUGGCACUUGGCCUGACGCACAGGUUUCAGUCCAAGUAUGUGACUGUUGUCCUCUACAAACCCGUGAACAGGUGACACAUGAUCGCUCCUUUGGCACUACAGAAGCUUGUUGCUGUCGACAUUGGUUCAUGUGCUUUUGGUAAUUGGCUAUCAGUUGCUAGCAUAAGUUCUCUCUUCUCAGGUACUUCCGCUUGUAGCUUUUGGUAAUUGGCUAUCAGUUGCUAGCAUAAGUCCUCUCAUCGUGCUUUGAUCAAAAUCGAUCUGCUUGUCUUUGCUCCUCCACAAUUCGUGCCUGCUCCUGAGUUAGAUCUUGUUAAAAAAUAUUAGUCAUUUUUCCUCUUAUUAUAUCCUUUUUUUGCAUUGUCAAGAACAUGACAUCCAUCACUCUUCAUAAAAAAGAUUCAACUACUUCUAGUGUA